This is a messenger RNA of Cercospora beticola, 948 nucleotides long. RefSeq lists its product as uncharacterized. Gene Ontology annotation, molecular function: protein binding. The record is from RefSeq and is a predicted model, not a curated record. NCBI's taxonomy places the organism in Eukaryota, Fungi, Ascomycota, Dothideomycetes, Mycosphaerellales, Mycosphaerellaceae.
AUGUCCCAACGCGACGUGGCCGUCAUAGCGGCCGAUGGAGACUUGAUUCUCGUAGUCGGCCACGAAAAGGGGAGGAUUCGGGUUUCAUCAGCAUUACUCGCAAACGCCUCAGCUGUCUUUAGGGCAAUAUUCAAUCACGAGAAGUUCCGCGAAUUUCAACGAGAGCAGAAAGAUCGAGGCGGUCCCAUCGAAAUCAUCCUAGACAAAGAUGGCUACAUCUCCAUGGAACAACUCUGCAAGAUGGCACAUCUGAAGCACGCCGAUCUGACGAAGACUUUCGAUGCAGAGAAGCUUUUCGAUCUCGCCAUACACAUCGACAAGUAUAAAUGCUCGAGUUCGUUGAAGCUUCAGUCUGCCGCUUUGCUUUACUCCUGGUUGGACUCCAGCGCUGUCGACGAGGCACGCAUAUCACAGGAUGACCGUUGGCGUAUCGUAACCGCCUCGUACCUUAUGGACUGCCCCCAAGCUUUCAAAAUGACUACUCAGAAGCUGAUCACCGAAACGACGGGAAACCUUCACUCAGAAUACAUGAAUGACUUGCCUGUCAGUGUCGGUGUCGCAAUCGCAGAGAAGCGCUCCAGCGCAUGGCAGUACCUCUGCUACGAGCUACCCAAACUCGGGAUUCCCAUCUGCAAGUCAAACUGCCGCCGGGAGGCGAGAACGCAGAGAUACAUGCUCGCCAUCAACAAGGCUUUUGGCCUGCUUUACUGGCCUCCGAAGUUCAAGGAAGGAUCCAAACCACUUUCUUACUGGAUAGAGAAGACACGUGGGCUUCGCGAUAUCAUAACGGCGUGUGACAAAGCAUGUCGACCAGAGAGAGUCAAGAAGUCUCAGUUUCAAGAUCUGGCCGCGAGCGUUGCGAAGCGUUGCGAAGGUCUAUGUUUGGAGUGUUCGAAGAAAGAAGCUCCCAAUCUGGACAAGAAGUGUACGGUGCAUACAGGUCAUUAG